Messenger RNA from Candida albicans SC5314, 366 nucleotides. RefSeq lists its product as uncharacterized. Lineage: Eukaryota; Fungi; Ascomycota; Pichiomycetes; Serinales; Debaryomycetaceae. The coding region runs from base 1 to 366 and encodes 121 amino acids. The record is from RefSeq and is a predicted model, not a curated record. The transcript has a single exon.
AUGUAUUAUCGUGGAUUUUAUCGAGGUGCUCCAUUUUGUCGAUUUGGAUUUGGCAGUUUAUUCUUAUUAGGUGGCGCCUUUAUUUUAGGUUCUAUUGUUUCAGGAAAUCGCCCACCCUGGUCUAGAAGAUUCCAUCACUGGGGAUGUCAAUGUCCAGACUGUGUUAGAAGAACAUUCGAAUUUAGAAAUCAUCAUCAUAUGGGUUGCCAAUGUCCAGAAUGCUCCUUAAGAUUAAAACAUGGUAACUAUCAUGAAACCAAUGAUUACCCACAGGAAAUUGACAACCGUUUUGACAGAUAUGGCAAUGACCACAAUCAGCCUAGAAAUCAAUCUUCUUCAAAUAGUGGAAAUAAUGGACCCAUGUGA